AUGGUCCCUGGCAUGAUGGGCGGAGCAGCCAGCGAGCAGCAGGCUCAUUUCCAUGUGCUGGGUGUGAUCGGACAUUUUGGAGGCAGGAAGUCUGAGAUCAAGAUGUUGGCGGAGAGCCAGCUGCUCCCCGGGAACAACUUCACCAAUGAGUGCAACAUUCCAGGCAACUUCAUGUGCAGCAAUGGGCGCUGCAUCCCGGGCUCCUGGCAGUGCGACGGCCUGCCCGACUGCUUCGACAAGAGCGACGAGUGGGAGUGCCCCAAAGCUAAAUCGAAGUGCGGCCCCACUUUCUUCCCCUGUGCUAGCGGAAUCCACUGCAUCAUUGGCCGCUUCCGGUGUAACGGGUUUGAGGACUGUCCCGACGGCAGUGACGAGGAGAACUGCACAGCAAACCCGCUACUCUGCUCCACCGCCCGCUACCACUGCAGGAAUGGCCUCUGCAUCGAUAAGAGCUUCCUCUGCGAUGGGCAGAAUAACUGCCAGGACAAUAGUGACGAGGAGGGCUGCGAAAGUUCUCAAGAACCAGGCAGCGGACAGGUGUUUGUGACCUCGGAGAACCAGCUCGUGUACUACCCCAGUAUCACCUACGCUAUCAUCGGCAGCUCCGUCAUCUUCGUCCUGGUGGUGGCCCUGCUGGCCCUGGUCUUACAUCACCAGCGGAAGCGGAACAACCUCAUGACGCUGCCUGUGCACCGGCUGCAGCAUCCUGUGCUCCUGUCCCGCCUGGUGGUCCUGGACCAUCCCCACCACUGCAACGUCACCUACAACGUCAACAACGGCAUCCAGUACGUGGCCAGCCAGGCGGAGCAGAAUGCCUCGGAAGUAGGCUCCCCACCCUCCUACUCAGAGGCCCUGCUGGAUCAGAGACCCGCAUGGUACGACCUUCCUCCACCACCCUAUUCUUCAGACACCGAGUCUCUGAACCAAGCCGACCUGCCCCCAUACCGCUCUCGGUCAGGGAGUGUGGACAGCGCCAGCUCUCGGGCAGCCAGCAGCCUCCAGAGUACGGAAGACACCAGCCACAGCCCAGGACACCCUGGCCCUCUGGAAGGCACUGCUCCACCCAGGGACUCUGCGCCCAGCCCGGGCAUGGAAGAAGUAUGAAAUCCAGCUGUUCCAAAGUCCAGAUGGGUCUGUCUGCUCCAACUUGUUACUCUUAACAACUGGUGCCCAUGGGACUCACUUUUAAGUUCCUUGAAGGGGGGGUCUCAAGCUGAGGUUGGGGGGUCAGCUGCCUCUCUGUCGCUCUGUUCCCCUCCUCCCUGAGAUGGUCUUUAGAGGGUGACCUGUGUUUUUCUGGCUUCUUGGUUGACAUCUUUUCUGUGAGGUCACUUUUCCUUGGGGGCCCACAGUCACAACCUCAUGCUUCCCUUCGUUCUGUUACGGUUGGAAUCCCUCUGAGUAGGCGUCAUGCAUUUGCAGGCAGCAGAUGAAACAGUAUUUAAGUAGUCCUCACAAAGCAGCGCUUCUGUUCCAUGUUGCAUGUCCAGAAGGGCAGAAGACACCGGACCAGAUUCUCUCGGAAGCUGCCGCCUUAUUGCUUUAUGUGGGGACAUGGGUCAGGUGUCUACCAGGAGACCAUCCAUGCAUGGCACCCUGAAGAGCACCCGGGUAUGAACCUCAAAACCCACCUUGUGUUACCCUACAUGUUGCUGUCACUUUAACAAAGACAGUGGCCAAAGGAAACUUUUGACGUGAGUGAUGCCCUUCAGCGAGCACCAGUGUCGUUUUGGUUUCAUGAAGGACUCAGAAACUGUCCUGGAUAGAUGUUGGCUUUGGGAAAUUUGCCCAAGAACCCUCAUUUGGAGAGGAUUUUCUGGCAGUGUAGAGCAUUGCCUCAUCUCAGAAUAGGCAGCAGCAGGGUCCUGCCCUGAGUUUAUCUGAGUUCUCAGCUUCUAACAUGAAGGCUGCCCGAGCCUGGCCUGCCUUGCCCUGCUGUCCCUUCCCUAGCUUCUGGAUUGUCACCCUCCUGGCUGAACUGCCAUACCUGAAGGAUGAAGACCUAAGAUGAGUUGGCCAAAAAGCUGAUCCGGCCUCUGCCCCAGGAAGCCACGCCCAACCCACCAACCUUCACGUUCAGCUUCAGCAGGAGGCUCCCAAGUGCCCUGCACCCCCGGGAGUGUGUUUGACCCUUGCAUUUGGACUUGAGGACCUUGGCCUCUGAGACACGUGGGAGCCGUGUACUCCCCGUGAGAGCUCCUGGCUUCCCGCUCCACACACACUCCUCUUGCCAGAGUCCCAGGACGGCACCCUGAGUUAGCGUUAGUGUUAAAGUUAGGGUCAACCCUCACCUAACAUCCUGGCAGGUCGGAGGCAGAGUAGAGAGCCGUCUUCUUCGAGCAACAUGGGCAACAAGAUUGUUUGGAGUCAAGAUUUUCCACUUGGGUUUUUUUGGUUUUUUUUUAAAUCUCUUAGAAAUGCAUUUGAAAUGGUGUGUUUGGUUUUUUUUCCCUUCUAGUUAAGGGACUAUUUAUAUGUGUAUAGGAAAGCUGUCUCCGUUGUGUUUGUUUUUCCUUUAGCAUAGUCCAAAGAAAGAUGCAAAAGGAGAUCCAGCCUUGGCCUCGUCCAGCCCCGUAAGCCCCCGCCCCAAGACUAACCUGCUGCUUUGUUGCACUUGGAGGUUAUUAUUUAUCCAGUUCCCAAAGGAUGCAGAAGUGGAGUUGCCUCCCUCGGUUCAGUCUCUGUUUUUGUGCCAGUUCUCCUCGUUCUAUCUGCUUGGCCAGCCACAGGGCCCACCCCACAGGAACGCUGGGUAAAAACUUGGGCAUUGUUCAGCAAGAAAACUACGAAAGGACAAAGCUGGAACCAAGUGGAGCCACCUUGACCCAGCUGUCACACACUCAGGGCUUCUUCCUAUAGCCCAAGAAAUGUUCAGUAACGUGUUUAAGGCUAAUUAGAACAAAGCCUGCUGCAGUGGGGAAUGAGGUCACCUUCUGUGAUCCUGCUCUAUAGACUUUUCCUUUUUUUUUUUUUUUUUUAAGCCAAAUCCAAAGUAAGUAACAGGACUGGCCACUUAGGUUUUUUGUUUGUUUGUUUGUUUGUUUUUGUUUUAGGUAAAGGAACCUAGCUGCUUGUGUCUUUCAGUUUCAAAAUAGCACUCGAGUUAUUUUCUGAGUAAUCCGAUAAAGAACUUGGGUAGCAGACAGAGCGUUUCUGGUCACACAUAUCAUCUCCUCUGAGUCGGUGUGGCUUUAUUGCUCCCUUUGAUGGCUGCCCACUUCUUCCUGGUGCUCUAGAAAUUGUUUAGAGGAAAGGAUUCUAAUUUUAAUUAAUUGUGCAGUGAGUUAAUCUCACGGCUUUUCUGCUUCCAGGCAUCUUAGGAAAAACAAACGGUUUUAGGAGAUAAGAGAAGCCUAUUAAUUUUUUUAACAAACAAACAAGGGACAUUUUAUUAUGGAUAUGAUUUUUAAUGGAUUUUUUAAAAAAAGCAUAAAUAGGACACCAAAACUGCAGGAUUUUUGGGCUCCCCCUACUUAAAAUGUCAAAUAAGUGCCCAAUAAUAUUUUUUAACUCAUUCCAACUAGGAUUUUUAUAUAUAUAUACAUUGCCUAAAUCUACACCAACCAGAAUGUAGUCUGUGCUUCACUCUCAGAUGAGGUCAGCAUUUUACUUUAGCAUUAAGAUAGUGACACUGUGAUCGUUAGCUUAUUGCCUCACUCAACCUUAAAACUGACAUUUUUUUAAAAAUGUAACUAAAUGGUUAACCGUGUGUGAUGUUUGAAGUAAUGCAAACUGGAAAGAUUGUGUGCGGCUGCUUUUUGUUGUUUGGUUAGGCUUGGUUUUGUUUCUCUGUGUGUUUUUUUAAAGUUUUUGUACUUUUAAAUAAACUUGCGGUUUCAUUCUUUC
Messenger RNA from Chinchilla lanigera (long-tailed chinchilla), 3846 nucleotides. It is a transcript of the gene Ldlrad3, whose product is annotated as low density lipoprotein receptor class A domain containing 3. The record is from RefSeq and is a predicted model, not a curated record. Gene Ontology annotation, molecular function: protein binding. The transcript is spliced from 7 exons. NCBI's taxonomy places the organism in Eukaryota, Metazoa, Chordata, Mammalia, Rodentia, Chinchillidae. Gene Ontology annotation, cellular component: plasma membrane. Gene Ontology annotation, biological process: receptor-mediated endocytosis. Bases 1 to 1104 code for a protein of 367 amino acids.